Molecule: messenger RNA, 1494 nt
Organism: Canariomyces notabilis
Lineage: Eukaryota; Fungi; Ascomycota; Sordariomycetes; Sordariales; Chaetomiaceae
Exons: 2
Coding region: 1-1290 (429 amino acids)
Cellular component (GO): cytoplasm; mitochondrion
Molecular function (GO): NADP binding; 2-dehydropantoate 2-reductase activity
Source: RefSeq, a predicted model, not a curated record
AUGACCACGCAGCGGGCCGGGGGGCCAACCAACGGUGAGAAGGGUGGCCACGAAGGGGGCAGUCAUGGGCUGGAAAAGCACGAAGAUGCUGAGCGAAUUCGCUCCAAGAUUGCGUUGUGGGACUCGGAAGAGCGGCGAGCCAACGCGCCACCUCCCGUUUUGACUGGUGUGCAGCCGCUCAAGCCUUCGGACCAGAUCUACGUCCUGGGCUUGGAUUUGGCAGGACGAUACAUUACUCACAGCCUAGCGGGCUGCCAGACGAUCCCUCCUGUUCGCUAUCUCCUACACACACGCGGCUUGUGCCGGAAGUGGAUCCAAGCCAACGGGCAGCUCACCGUAUACCGAGGCCACAAUUUCAGCGUGCGCAGCCGUGUCGAAGCCGAGGAUAUUUCCGGCUUUCCCGAGGAGUCUGUUGAUGAGGAAGACAUGAUCCAUAAUCUCAUCAUCACAAUACCAGCCGGGCAAGUUGUUCAGGCGCUCGAGCGAAUUAAGCAUCGGCUUGACCAGCGAUCAACCAUAUGCCUUGUGAACGAUGGCCUAGGGGUUGCCGAGGCGCUCAUUGAAGCCUACUUUCCUAUCGAAUCAAGGCGUCCGGUGUUCCUCCUCGGUCAUUUCUCGGCGCAUCUCGGGCCGGCCGAGGAGGCCUUCUCCGUCUCCGAAGUCCGGCAAGGGAGGCUUUACCUCUCAAUCUUCUCACCGCAAGCUCCAGGACCGGCCAUGCCUUUCAGGAUCAAGCGGCAUCCUCCGCCGGAGCGAACAGUCCGAGCAACGCACCUCAUCCGCCUUCUGACGGCGAUACCCGGGCUCCACGCCUCCGGCUACCCCAUGACCAGCUUCUUCAGAUACAAGCUGCCGAUGAUGGCAUUCCGGUCGAUUGUGGACCCUGUAUCGGUGCUGCUGGACUGCACCUAUGACAAGCUGCUGACAAACCGGUACGCGAGGCAGCUGAUGGACCGGCUCCUGGGAGAGCUCACAGGGGUGGUGGCUGCGCUUCCCGAAUUGAGGGACUCGGAGGAGUUCCGGCAGUCGGCAAUCGACGCCUCGCUGAGGAAGGACGUGUUCAAGAAACUCCUGGCGCACAGGACGGCCAACACCAGGAUGCGCACGCAGAUCUCGCGCGGAUGGGACACGGAUAUCGACUUUUUGUCGGGCUACUUUGUCAGGCGUGGCCGGCAGGUGCGGGCCAAUGUCACGGCUCUGGAUUCCAUCAUGGGGGCGGUCAAGGCUAAGAACCGGACGGUGACGGACCAAAUGGAGGAAGAAUUGCCCAUGGAGGUCGGGCCGCCAUGAUACGGUGGGUCUCGUGAAUCUGCUGGGCCAUGCAGCUCAACUUCUGGAUGCGGUGUAUAAUAUAGUUACAUAGAUGGUUGUAUGUAGAUCGCUGGCAUAGGCGUGGGCGGCUGGCUUGCAUGGUAUGUACCUAUGUAGUAGUGUACCGGCACGACGCUCAAGUUUUUGUAUGAUAUAAAGAGAUACCUGUAACUUCAAUUGCCU